Molecule: messenger RNA, 4209 nt
Organism: Micropterus dolomieu (smallmouth bass)
Lineage: Eukaryota; Metazoa; Chordata; Actinopteri; Centrarchiformes; Centrarchidae
Gene: map2k6
Product: mitogen-activated protein kinase kinase 6
Exons: 12
Coding region: 285-1361 (358 amino acids)
Biological process (GO): MAPK cascade; protein phosphorylation
Molecular function (GO): MAP kinase kinase activity; ATP binding
Source: RefSeq, a predicted model, not a curated record
AAGCAGGAAGAACGUUCUCUCGCAGGGGCUCACACUGAUCCAAGUUAGGGAGCUUUCAGCUGCCAGCCUUGGCCCAUCAUGUAAGUGCUGCGGAGAAUUCUUUGCAGUGCAAUUGCAAAAUUACCUCGCUUCCCGACGCCUGUGGGGGCUGUGCAAUUGUAAGAUCGCUCUUUGCACGGACACGCACGCUUCGGACGCAAAAAAGCUCCAAGUGCAUGAAGAUCGAGGCUUGUAUUUUGCAUCUUUGUUGCAAAGCAAGCCGCUGAAGCUCCAGUGCGAGGGCGAUGGAGGGAGGGAGUGAGAAAGAAGGCAAAGUCUUUUGUGCUUCCCCUCCCCCUCAUCAAAGCAAAGGGGAAAUGUCUCAGCCAAAGGGAGGUAAGAGGAAGCCGGUGCUCAAGCUCUCCAAGGAGGUGUUUGAGCAGCCUCCUCCCGCCGCAGUACCCCCCAGAGAUUUGGAUUCGAAAGCUUGUGUAACCAUCGGAGAGAAGAAUUUCGAAGUGAAGGCAGAUGACCUGGAACAGAUCGGCGAGCUCGGCCGUGGAGCGUACGGCGUUGUGGACAAGAUGAGGCACGUGCCCAGCGGCCUGAUCAUGGCUGUGAAGCGGAUUCGGGCCACAGUGAACACGCAGGAGCAGAAGAGGCUGCUCAUGGACCUGGACAUCUCCAUGAGGACGGUGGACUGUUUCUACACAGUCACUUUCUACGGAGCACUAUUCAGAGAGGGCGACGUCUGGAUCUGCAUGGAGCUGAUGGACACCUCCCUCGACAAGUUCUACAAGCAGGUGAUCGAGAAGGGCAUGGCCAUCCCCGAGGACAUCCUGGGAAAGAUCGCCGUCUCGAUAGUAAAAGCUUUGGAGCAUCUGCACAGCAAUCUGCAAGUCAUACACAGAGAUGUAAAGCCCUCCAACGUGCUGAUCAACACUCAGGGCCAGGUGAAGAUGUGCGACUUUGGCAUCAGCGGCUACCUGGUCGACUCCGUGGCUAAAACCAUGGACGCCGGCUGCAAACCCUACAUGGCGCCGGAGAGGAUCAACCCCGAGACGAACCAGAAGGGCUACAACGUCAAGUCUGACAUCUGGAGUUUAGGAAUCACAAUGAUCGAGCUCGCCAUCCUGCGCUUCCCGUACGACUCGUGGGGCACGCCCUUCCAGCAGCUGAAGCAGGUGGUGGAAGAACCUUCACCCCAACUUCCUGCCGACAACUUCUCCCCAGAGUUUGUGGACUUCUCCUCUCUGUGCUUAAAGAAAGUUUCCAAAGAGCGGCCGACUUACACAGAACUCAUGCAACAUCCCUUCUUCACCUCCCAUGAGGCCAAAGAAACCGACGUGGCAAGCUUUGUGAAAGUCAUCUUGGGGGACUGAGUGGCUGAGAGGGAGGGGAGAUCCGUUAAAAAGGAAAGAAAUAUACAACAAACAAAAAGCACCAAUCGCAGCCCCUGUUACCUGCAGGGACCCCCCCCCCCCUUACACACACACACACACACACACACACACCUGUCCCUCCAGAAACAGACAGACGGAGCCCAGAGGAGAAGCUGAGGAAGCAGGACGGGGGAGUUUGUCCCCACCCCCACCUGGCCUCCAUGUCCCCUGUAUAGUACCUGACAUGGGAGGGGUGGGGGAGACGGCUGCCUCAUAAAUAAUCUGGAAUAAUUUAAGAUGUCUGUAUGCAAAAACUCCCUUUGGUUAGUCCAACCUCUGUGCGCCGCCUACUUCUCAAACAUGGUUUUCACUAGUCAGCGAGUUGACCGUGUGUGACGUGAAACCUGUCAUGAUGGUCAAACUCAAGGUGUUUUUUUUUCUUUUUGCUGAAAGCCAGAAGUGAAAAGAGGUGCAGAUUAUAUAAACAGAUGAAUGAUGUAAUGCUAUAUAUGUGUAAUCUAAAUGUUUGUAUACUCAAAGCAAGUGUUGCAUCGGUUUAUUAAUUGAUUGCAUGUACAGAAUAUAUCACUGAGGUGAAAACGGGCUCAGAUGGCCAGUGAGGAACAGUUGUAGUCCUCGCUUUAAGGCCCUCCUAGUGGUCAGAAAUAGGUACUGCACUUCAACUGCUUUCCCUUGAUCACAACAGAGGUCUACUACGCGUUUUGGGCUCUGGCUGCCUGUGAGUGUGUGUAAGUGCGUUUGUACUGUGUGUGUGAGCUGGUGCAUGAUAUGUGUGUGUUCGUAGGGCUGCACGAUUUUGGAUGAAAUGAGAAUUGCAAUUUUUGUGUUCAGAGACAAUGAUUUUCUCUCGUGAUUCUUAGGAUUUUUUCCUGUGCAGUCUCAUUGUGCCUGUGGGAGCUUUGUUCAGUUAUAGUGAUGCUCUGAAUGAACCUCCCGUUAUUUAUAUUUCACGGGGUCAGGCGGCAGGAUUUUCGGGUAGAUUUCGUGGCCUUGGUACCUUCGUUUUGUACUUAAUUGUAGUGUUUCGAUGCAGUAUGUAUUUUGUCCGAACACUGCUUGACACAUGCAUGUGCUCACCUGAAACAGUUCCUCACAAAGGAACGUGAGGCUUUUUUUGGGUUUUUUUUCAAAUCGUUAUAAAGUUUUUGUCUUGGUUGGGGACAUUAAUUUCUUUUUGUUUUUGUUUGUCUGGUUAUUGUCUGGUUAUUGGAUUGUUGUUUGUCUGGCUUAUGUUGUCAGCAUGUUAGGGCCCGGUCAAACAGACAAUCGAAUCACAACCUCCUGCCUCCCAGUGGUUUGUGGCUCACAGGCAGGGGUUUUCCUGUAGUUUUCGUAGCCUUGGUACCAUAAAAUUGUAUUUUGUGUUUCAGAUGGGUAACUUUGGUUAGAUACAUUUAUUUAUUUUUUAUAUUCCUAGAUUCUAACAAUUAUAAAUAUUCAUCUGUGUUUGUCCAGGGCCAUUAUGGUCACUGUCACUGUCAAAGCCACCACAUAAAUUAAUAAGUGAUUAAUAAGUAAGAGUAAAUUAAUUGUGGCGUGACCAGGCCAACAUGUUAUCUGGCAACGUCCGAAGACAAAAGUGUUUAUAGCUGUCUCAAACAGCCACGCUUGAAGGCAAGAAGGCGAAUUGCCUGGCUGAAUUGCUAAUGGCAUACGCUUACGGACAGUGUCUCCUCAAAGGCAUUAAAAAUGCUACACUCGUUCACAUGAAUGGUGGAGGGAGUAUUUGUGAAGAAUGAAAAGAGAGUCCUGGCCUAUGACAGAGUGAAGUGGGUGUGAUUGUUGGAUUUUCUCUUUUGGAAAGUCACAGAUGCAGUCGCAGAUUUACUCAUCUGUCUGGACAUUACUUUCGAUUGACUUUGUGUUUCACAGAAAGUCCAUCAUGUGGAAAAAUUAGAAGCGCUUAGUUUGAUGCAGCAGGCCGCCCUGCAAAUACACAAGUGUAAUGAGAUUGCACAGAGGUAUGAGGCGAAAAUGGCAAUUUAAAUCCGCUCAAUCCUGCAGCCUUACUUGACACAAACAUUUUUAAGUGAGGUAUGUUUUGACAUUAUGGUCAGUUGUGGGAGAAGAUUGCCCAUAUUCUCCUAGUUGUCUAUACUGAGCCAAUCACAACCCUCUCCACUCCAUGUUCAACAUGAAAAGAACUGGAUAUUAUUACUAUUAUUAUUACUAUUAUUAUAUUAAUUAUUGUUAUUAUUUAGAUCCAGGGUUUUUUCCCCAGACAUAUUUACUGCAGUUUUUCUUAUUUAUUAUAACUGCUGUUUUCCCUCUGAAAACUUGAGCGAUGCAUUAGAGACUUUUCUUGUGUGUGGGCUGUGGAUGUUUUUGUCGUGUUCUUCUUGGCUCAAACACGUAAAUGCUUUUGAACUGUAACUUGCAAGCCUUCUGUGUGCCUCUCUAUAGAAAAACAACUAAGGAUAAUAAGAUGUUGUAGUGAUGAUGAUGAUGCAGGGAUCUCUGCCUCUCCCAUCAUACCAGCUUCCUCCCUCUUCACACUCUGCAUGGCAUCAUAAUUCCACUUCCUGUUUGCCUUCAUUGUUUUGUGUUUCUCGUUGUAGAUGGAGCUCCAGAUCGUCGGUAUUUUCCUUCUACACGUUUGUACUCAUCUCUCUUGUUGCCUUGGUUCUUUUUUUUUUCUCAUGGUGGUUUCUGAUGGCUUCGGGGUGCCUACAUAGAGCUCAGCUGACACCUUUAGUUGUAAUGCAAGUACUGCUCUAAUGACAAAAUGGGAAACUUGAAAUACUGUAUGUGGCAGGAUGGCGGGAUAUUGUUACAGUUGGAGAAUUUACAUCAUCUUCUUGCCUAUAAAUAUUUUGUUGCAGGGUAA